Messenger RNA from Corylus avellana, 1294 nucleotides. Its product is annotated as peptide transporter family protein. The record is from RefSeq and is a predicted model, not a curated record. Lineage: Eukaryota; Viridiplantae; Streptophyta; Magnoliopsida; Fagales; Betulaceae.
GAAUUUGAAAAGCGGUCUCGCGCGCCGUGCCCAUUUCCUUCUUUCUCAGACCCAAAGAGAUGAACCAAAUCUUCUCACCUCCAUAAUUUCUCAGGUAAAACCCUAAUUUGUUUUCCUAAUCUCCAAAGUUAAAUGCCUUAAUUCCACAAAUGGCCUCCCCAAUUCCCUACACCGUCGCCGACGACAAGGACCUCGAUGACGCCGCUUUGUGGGCCGUAAUCGACUCCGCCGCAGCAUCUCACUCCUCCUCCAAGUCCCGCAAACCGCUCGCGAUCAAAUUCCCUAAUUUCCAACCCCUAUCCUCUAGCCCCUCGCCGCCAACAAAGCUCCCUAGAAACCAUAGGACCCCCACCUCCGCCGACGCCGAUUCUAGGGUUUCGGCCGAGAGCGAGGUGGUGCACGAACCCUGGAUUUAUCGCCCGCCGCGCAAGAUCGCCAGGACUUGCGCUUCGGAAGUGAGCAAGAGCAGCAGCCCUCUCGUCCUGCUCAGGAAUGUGCAGCACACGCCUACCACGCCGGUGUAUUCGUCUCCGGAAUCGCAUUUGUCGCCGGAGAUUGGGAGGUUCGACGUGAAGGAGAUUAGCGCUCGUUCGGAGGGCUCCUCCGGGAGCUAUGGGUGGAGAGAGGAGGAGAAUGUGAGGCAUAGCUUGUCUGGAAGAUUUCCAUCGGUUUCGCUGUUCAAAGAGUAUCAGAAUGCUGCUAUGGCGAUUUUGGAGAAAACUGAUUACAUAACGAUUUCUGGAAACCCUUUCAUAAAAAAAUCAGGCUGGAGGAAGAUAUCAUUUUACUUCAAUCUCUCUUUUGAAAUCAAAGACAAGACCAUUGAGUUUGAUGAGAACCGUAAUGUUCAGCGUGCUGAAUUUGUAGUUCGAGCAUACAUGCAAGGUGGUAGAUUCGCAGAUGCAUGGGGCUCAUGUGAGCGGCGUGAGAAGAGGUUUUUAAAACCAAAUCAUGAUAUACCCAGUACAGCAGAGACCAGAGCCAAAAAUAAAGCCUGCCAGGACCUGCUUGGAAUUGGAGAAUAUCGACCUGGUGCAAGCCAAGUCCAGAGUUGAAAAGGAUCAAUUUUGUACACAGUAAUUUCUGAUUCACUAAAUUCUUGAUGUAUGACAAAAAAAAAGGAUUUUAUUGAGAAUUGUAAAAAUGAGGCAAAGCAAAAGUUGUAUCUGUAUAUGCCUGCUGAGUGAGAACCCUACCUAAUUGCUUCUUAUGAUAUUGGUGCCAUUCAAACUAAAGAGACAAAAUAUCAUUUUCUUUCUUAUAGUAGGGAAAAAGGACAGUAGUUAUAUGUCAC